Messenger RNA from Onychostoma macrolepis, 5357 nucleotides. Its product is annotated as cadherin-like protein 26. The transcript is spliced from 16 exons. The coding region runs from base 42 to 2312 and encodes 756 amino acids. The record is from RefSeq and is a predicted model, not a curated record. NCBI's taxonomy places the organism in Eukaryota, Metazoa, Chordata, Actinopteri, Cypriniformes, Cyprinidae. Gene Ontology annotation, biological process: multicellular organism development; adherens junction organization; homophilic cell-cell adhesion. Gene Ontology annotation, cellular component: adherens junction; catenin complex; plasma membrane. Gene Ontology annotation, molecular function: cadherin binding; calcium ion binding.
CUGGAUUACAGUAAGAGACGGAGGAAAGCUCAGUCUCAGUGAUGAUCUGCUUCAGCAUGAGGACCCUUUCUGUCAGCUUUCUCCUGCUGCUGUCUGUCUGGAGCGUGUGUGUCUGGGCUGACAGCGGGAGGAUACGACAGAAGCGUGCAUGGAUCAUUGAUUCGUUUACUAUUGAGGAAGAAUACCCUGGUCCGUUUCCAUAUAAAAUAGGCAAGGUUGAACUUGAUAGGUCUUAUCUAGUAAAUUACAUAUUACAUGGUGAUGGUGUGGAUAAUGAUCCAAAGAAUAUUCUCAGCAUUGAUAAAUCAGGUUAUGUUUUAGUACAUGGAAAGGUGGACUAUGAAAGCGGCCCUAAAAUUCUCCGUUUGAAAUUUGAAGCAAGAAAUCAAUCCAAUAAUGAAGUGGACACAAGACUUGGGCUUGAGAUCAAAAUAUUGGACAUAAAUGACCAUGCACCAAAAUUUCAAAAGUCAGUCUAUGAAGUGUCUGUGGACGAGUCACAUGAUCAAGGCAAGGAAGUACUGACUGUACUGGCUUCUGAUCAGGAUGAUUCAAGUACAAACAAUGGAACAUUCGUUUUCACAAUCAAGUCUGUCACACCAAAGACAGAUAAUGUUGAAUUUUAUAUUCUUCAGCAAAAAGAAUCUGGGACAAUUUAUUUGAGGGGGUGUUUGGACUAUGAGAAAGCUCAGAAAUACACACUCCUUGUUGAAGCAAAGGACGAAGGGGAAAAGAUACAGCUCUCAAGUACAAGUACACUGAUAAUCAAUAUUUCGGACAAUAAUAACAAUCUUCCAGAGUUCUCUGGCAAAACAGGACCAGGGAAGGUCAAGGAGAGAGAAACUGAGGUUGAAGUUCUGCGACUGCAAGUAACAGACAAAGACGUCCGUGGUUCAAAAGCUUGGAAAGCCAAAUACACAAUCCACGGAGAUAAAGAAGAAAUAUUCAAAAUAGAAACAGACCCUGUUACGAAUGAAGGGAUUUUAACAGUUGUUAAGCAAAUGGACUAUGAGGAGCAAACAAAUCACAAUCUGUCCAUCAGUGUCCAGAAUGAAAUUGCUUACUUUUCCUGUAAGAUUAAAGAGAAAGUACCAAAUGCCAUGUGGGUGCUCGACAAAAUACCCCAAAACUCUGAUAUGAGUGCUUCAAACCUCUAUAACAGCAUUCCAGUGACCAUUCAUGUAGAAGAUGUCAAUGACCCUCCGGUGUUUAUACCCCCUGUUAAAGACGUUGUGGUAAUGGAGAACAUAGAUGUAGGAACAAGUCUUGCAACCUUCACCGCUAAAGACAUGGAUGGAAGCCACGUAAACACAUUUAAAUUUGUUACAGGUGAAGAUAUUGAUAAAUGGAUAACUAUUGAUGCAAAGACUGGAAAAGUAUCCACGAUUAAAAUUCUGGAUAGAGAGUCACCAUUUGUGAUAAACAGCACCUAUACAACAACCCUGUAUGCUGUGGAUGAAGGUGUUCCUCCGCUGACAGGCACUGGAACUCUAGUCAUUCACCUGAAUGAUCAAAAUGAUAACGUACCAAUACUGGAGAGGAAUGCAUUCAGCAUUUGCAUAGAUAAAGAGCCCACAAUCGUCAACAUCACAGCCGUAGACCUGGACUUUCCUCCAUUUGGAUCACCUUUCUACUAUGAGCUUUUGGGAGAUGUUAAGGACAAAUGGAGUGUUGAACCAGCUCAUGGCACAACGGUGAGUCUUGUAAAAGAAAAACGUGUGUAUUCAGGUCAUCACCUCCUCCAGAUCAAAAUAUCAGACCAGCAGGGAUUUUACUCCAUCCAGAACCUGACGGUCACGGUGUGUGACUGCUCUAUCACUCCCAACUGCCAUGUCAGGAUGGUCUCGCAGGCUCGGAUGGGGCCUGUUGCCGCCUGGAUGGUUGUUCUUGCAAUUCUGAUUCUCACAGCAAUGUGCUUAAUGAGUCUACUGAUGUCCUGCAAAACAGAGAAAAAAAUGAUUAUGAUGGAUGAUGGCCUCGGUCAUCUCAUCACAACAAAUACGGAAAAUCCAGGAACAGACUGCAUGGUGAUGCUCAAAGGACAGCAGGCCAUUUCACAGGCUCCAUCGUCAGUCUACAACAACCAGACGUUCAAACGCUCGACGUACAGAAAUUCCACAAGACAUACAUACAGAGGAAAUUUUCAGCGAUCGAGUAUGAGAUCAAGUUUUAGGAGCAAUUAUUCUUACAACACCAAUGCAUCUUACAUGGAUGAAAAACUUGCCAUUCUCAUCAAGCAGGGAUUCCCUUCUGUCGUCGUCGUUACAGGAAAGGGGUUUUCCCGAGUUGGUGAUUGGCUGGAAGUUCAGUAGUCUUUGAAGUGAUGUCUUGGGAAGCCAAUGGUUGGGCGUUGGCUGAGGAUGGUCUUGGAGUCAGUUGCUGGUUGAAGUUUGAAGCGGGUCCAGUCGGAGCUGGACUUUGCGGCAAACUUAACUUUUGAACACGAGACUCAACGGAAAGAAAAGAAAGAAGAACAUCGUGGUGUUAAGUAGCAACUGGCCUGUAGGCCAGAGCACGCUCAAAGAGCGUUAAAACAGCGUCAAAACGCGGUGGCGAGAAGAAGAGGAGAAGGGAAGAAGGGGAAGGGACGAGAGAGGAAGAUUUGAUGCUGUCCUGAGGUUUUAAACUCGGCUUUUUGGACACAUCCCAUCUGGUGUCUUGACCAAUUAGAUAGGCUAUUAUCUUAGCUAGGGUUGUUCCUUCCAUCAUAAAUCAGCAUGUUAUCAGUCACAUGGUCUGAAUUUUACCCACUCUGGCAAAGUACACUUUUGGAUGUGAUUUCUAUAACCAGAAUAUGAUACAUUUGACAAAGAAUCAAUUGGAAGAAACGUUUCAAGCUAGAAUUGUCAAGCUCAUACAUACCAAACACAAAUAAACCUUAAAGUCAUUCAAUAGUUAUUAAAAAGACAUACAUAAUAUGUGCUUAAAACAUGAUAAUCUAAUGUGUGGGUUACAUACAUAAUAUAGUGUUAUGCCUAGAAAUGUUCUUCUAGGAUGAUUUUAUGUGCAUAUGGAAAAGAAAGUCUCUGUGUAUUUCUGUGGAGACCUAAAGACAUGUUCUUUGGACAAAGGAAUUUCAGUCUCAGUCUUCGUCUUGUAUGUGUGGGGGAAAAGUCAAUCUAAAGAAGCUUGUGAUUUCUCUUGUGGAACACAUGUGAUGGCCAUCUCUUUGACCAUUAAUUUUGACCAUUAAUCUUGAUUACUUGUCCCAAAUUUGACGAUCUCCUUCCGGCAUUGUACUUGUCAAUGAGUAUUCUUUUGUCUUAAUGUUGCAAGCUGUUCUGUAAGAGAGGCUUGUUGGUAAGGCUUGCUCCAGACUCAUGGCGCUUAGGAAUCUGAUUUAUGAUGUCCUGUUUUCUUGGGCCUCUCCGGAAUUUCGGCUCCUCAUGUUUCAAUGUUCUGAUCGAAUCUUAGUUUUGUCUGACUCGUUCUGAUCCUACAGCUAUCUGCAUUGCUUAGACUUAUUUAGUUGUAUUCAGUGAAGUGCUCAUGCUAAGCUCAUGUGAUCAUACUGACAAUGUGCCUUACUUUCUGGUUGUUGGGAGCAUGCUUGUUCCUAAGCUAUCUGGUUGUUAUUGGGAACACGCUUGUUCCUAAGCUGUCUGGUCGUUAUUGGGAGCACUCUUGUUUUUAAUGCUAUCUGUUUGUAAGUGAAAACAUGUUGCUUAAGCUUUUCAGGUAUUGGCAGCAUACUUGUUAGGUCAUCUGGUUAAGGGCAACAUGCUUGUGGCUAUGGCGUAUGCGGGUUUUGGCAACAUUCUUGUUCAUUUAUUGGGCAAGGGCUACAUGCUGUUGCUUAAGGCUUAAGAUUUUUGCUGUUAUUUUAUGUUGGGGGGUAUGGCGUAUGGUUUUGUUUUGGGGGGGUUAUUGCUGCUCUCCCUGCUCUUAUCCAUGCUAGGCUGCAUGGAUGUGCAGGGAGUUCAUGCCCAGAACAGAAGCAUACUGCCAAUCCAAACUGUAUGCUAAUUGUCAGUCAUCGUUAACGAUAGUGGUCCUGACAGAAAUCUAGCGUCAGCGUUAGUUCUGGCGGGUCAUGUUAGUCAAGCUUGCAUCAGCUGACUCUCAGUUGAUCCACAUCUACCUAUAGGAAUGCAAUACCUAUCACAGCACUCAUAUAUAUAAGAUCCAUCAGUAUUAUCACCAGCUUUGCGUUGCUAUAGCUAAUUACCCUCCUCCAUCCCCAACUUCUCCUCUGUCAGUAAGGGUUCAGCCUUCUGAUUUCUCCUUUGAAUCAGACUAAUCUCUAAAAUGUUACAUUAAAUUAUUGAACUUUAAUGAUAUCUGCAAUAUAUACAAUACAUUUUAUGUUGGUUCUGUUCUGUUUAUGCUGCUCUUAUCCAUGUUAGGCUGCAUGGAUGCGCAGGUAGUUCUUGCCCAGAACAGAACCAUACCGCCAGUCCAAACUGUAUGCUAAUUGUCAGUCAUCUUUGACGAUAGUGGUCCUGAUAGAAAAAAUUAAUUAAUUAAUUAAUUAAUUAAAAUAUUGUGUUAAUGUUCCCAUUAAAUUAGCCUAUAAAAUAUUCAUUUUGAAUGACGUCCCAUUUUUGACGUCCCUCAGGGUAUUUCCAGAUGUCCCAUUUUUAAAAACAUUAUUUAUUUAUUUAUUUAUCUGUUUGUUUGAACAUUAAGGGAAUAUUCCAUUUAUAAUUUUCCAAAUAUAAAAAUACUUCUGUAUGUUCUUAAGCAUUUUGAAAAAAAGUAGUAACAUUUAAAAAACAUUAGAAUAUGCAAAUUAAAUGUUUUGGUUCCACUUUAUUUUGAUAGUCCACAGACAUUUUACUAAUUAUAAGUAACUUUGUAACUACGUGUCAAGCAACUCUCAUUAGACUAUUAGUUACAGUAGGUUAGGGUUAAGGUUAGUAGAAUAAUUUGACAUGUACUUGCAAAGUUACUUAUAUCAGUAGAAUGUCUGUUGGGGGAGCAUCAAAAUAAAGUUAGCAGAUAUUCAGCAGACAGUCUACUAAUACUCUAAUGACUGCUAGUUGAACAGCAAAGUUAAUUAUAGUUAGUAGAACAUCUAAAGUGGACUUUCGAAAUAAAGGUUUAACACUGUUUCAGAUAUAAACCUUCCAUGAAUGAUUCAUAAGUAAUGAUUUUGUACUAAUGUUUUCAGAACAAUAGUAAAGAGCAGAUAACUCUAAAUUAAUAUUUUAUUAAUAUUACUGGAAGAACAUUUGUUCAUAACUUCGAGAGAACCUUGUCAGAACAUUAAUCAAAGUUCUGAGAACGUUCCUUGUUAGUUGAGUAAGCAUUUAUAACUUAGAUCAACAGGUUUUUUUAGAUCACAAGAAAUACAUUUGGUCAAGUGUGUCCAAAUGUGACAGGAUGGUGAAUAAUUUUCAUGGGUUUUGAUUUUU